AUGCCUUGUCGCAGUGCUCAGAACGGUCCCGCGCCACCGCCACCACUGUCUGGCGCCUUUGCCGGCCUUACACCGGCGGAGUGGGCUGCAUACAGUGCAUUCAAGCAUGAGCUGAAGGCGAACAACCCCAACUGCUCUCCACCUAACAUGAAGGAAUGGCGCGAACUCACCAGAGCACCUAUGCAGGGUCAGGUCAUGUCAACAGAUGGCACGGCGCGGCGCUGUGAGGCUAUAGUCAUUGAUCCUCUUCUUGAGGGUGCUUCUGGGCGCCGUGGUCAGAAGAGAAAGUCAGUGGGUGAUGACUCAAAGGAAGAUAGUCACCGUUAUCGCUAUCGCUGCCGCAAAGACUAUUUGGAAUCUAGUAACAAUGACGGCAGUGAGUCCGAGUCAUUAGAAUCGUCGCCUGAAGCAGUGUUGCAGUCAUCUGGCAAAUUGAGCGAGUCCAAUGAUGAAGAGGACGAGCCGUGCCUCAUCCUGAUGGUGCCGAAAGCCAACCUGAGCAAACAAGAGGCAAAGGUGAAGGGAGAACUCUCGUUCCAAUAUCAACAGACAGAGGUGAAUGUAGAAUUUUACAAUGUUACCAGUCUCGGCAAGAAUCCAUUCAUCAUGUGUUGUGGUGAUCCUGAGCCUCCGACUCCCACUCUGGGCUCCAACUGCCUUCCUAUUGUGUGGGGCGAAGACGUCGACCACCCAGUAAACAGGGCUGUCAUUGAGCAGAUUGCGUGGCUUGUAUAUAAGAAACAAACAAACAAGAAUACGUGGACCAUCUCGUAUAAAAAGGUCAAGUUUACUCUGAGUAACAUCCAAGAGAUGGUGAAGCAGCGCAUUCAGACCUGGAAGACGUUGUACAGUCAGAAGAAGGACCCAGUUAGGGCUGAGAAGCGGUUCAGUAAUCGAGACAACAGUCAGCGAGCUGCUCGUCAGCGAGAGAAGAAGAUUUGUCGCGACAAGGCUCGUCCGUUUUACAUCGAAGAGAACAGUGCAGAUCCUGUCAAACUCUUCAAGACACCAUGGAUGAGUGAGGAGAUUAGCACGUUUAGUGCUUCUGACCUAGGCAAGCAUCAGCAGUUGUAUGACGAAGCUGCAGAGAAGUGCAAAAUGACCGACGAUGAGAUUAAGCGAGGAGUAAAGGUUUUAGAGAUGUGGUCUUUUGCCUGGUGCACAAAGAGGUAUGGUGAUGUCAUGCACAAACUUGAUCGGCUGCACGAUGUCCAUUGCAGGACCGAUCCAAACGUGAAGACCUACAAGCGUGUUAACCUUAACCGUGUAUCUAGGAGGAUUUUACCAGAGCGAAAGGUUUACCCAUUUAUGGUGAACAGGAGCUGGGCAAAGGAGGUGAAGAAGACAGGUAUUUACCACAAGAUCAAGAUGGCCCACAGGGACCCGCGUGGCUUCAGAGACCUUCAGUCGUCAGACGAGGAGGUGGACGAGGAGAGUGGUGAAGAGGCUGAAGAGAUCGCAGAAGGUGGCAGCCAGGACCGCAACAUCACUGGAACAAAAGAUUUGGCGUGA
Molecule: messenger RNA, 1512 nt
Organism: Phanerochaete carnosa HHB-10118-sp
Lineage: Eukaryota; Fungi; Basidiomycota; Agaricomycetes; Polyporales; Phanerochaetaceae
Exons: 6
Coding region: 1-1512 (503 amino acids)
Source: RefSeq, a predicted model, not a curated record